AAGGACCUCUUAAGGGUUAAACUCACUUCCUGGUACUGCUGGCCUGUUGCUAGGAUACAAAGAAUGCUUGGUUCUGCUGAGUCCUACCACGCUCGCUGAGAUUUCAAACAGAAAAGACUGCGUGAAGGUCACCCCACUAUGCCAUUCAUCAAAACACCUCCGAAAGCUCCUCCACGCUCAACGCUGCUGGAGAAUAGGUCCAAAAAAUGUGGCCCGCGUGUCACUGUGUACUCCGUCAAUGGAGACGAAUACACUGGGGAGUGGCUGGACAACAAGAAGCACGGGUGGGGCACGCAGGUGUGGAAGAAGUUAGGCACCAUUUAUAACGGAGAAUGGAAGUGUGGAAAGCGUGAUGGAUACGGCACCUAUAGUGUAGCCAACACAAAGGUGUACGCCAAGAAGUACUGUGGUGAAUGGAGAAAUGGGAUUAAGCACGGGCAUGGAACAUACUUUUAUGAUAACUCUGCAGUGUACGAAGGCGAGUGGAGUGAGGACCGGCGCAGUGGUUGGGGAAGAAUGCUCUUUAACUGCGGAGACGUCUACGAAGGAGAGUGGAUGAAGGAUAAAGAAGACGGCUGGGGUGUCCUUCAAUUUGCAAAUGGAAACUGGUACGAAGGUUCCUGGAAAGAAGGCAAGAAAAGCGGGCGAGGAAAGUUCUACUACCACGACAAAGCUCAGCUUUAUGAAGGCCUUUGGGUCCGAGGCGAAGCGAAAUGCGGGACUUUGUCGGAUUCUGGGCGAGACGACGCACCGACACCCGCCAAGUGUCCCAUCCCGGAGGUAAAACUAAAGGAUGUGAAGACAGUUUUACAAGCGGCUCAGUUGGCACACCUUGAUCCUACAUGCUAAAAUGGCCUAGUGGUUAGAGUGUCCGCCCUGAGAUAGCUGGCAAUCCAAAAGAUUGCAAGCCAGUCUCGUAUCAGUGUUUGUUUCCAGGAUCGGCC
Messenger RNA from Nerophis lumbriciformis (worm pipefish), 944 nucleotides. It is a transcript of the gene morn3, whose product is annotated as MORN repeat containing 3. NCBI's taxonomy places the organism in Eukaryota, Metazoa, Chordata, Actinopteri, Syngnathiformes, Syngnathidae. The record is from RefSeq and is a predicted model, not a curated record.